This is a messenger RNA of Gorilla gorilla gorilla (western lowland gorilla), 11487 nucleotides long. RefSeq names its product nuclear receptor coactivator 2 (gene NCOA2). The transcript is spliced from 22 exons. Lineage: Eukaryota; Metazoa; Chordata; Mammalia; Primates; Hominidae. Gene Ontology annotation, cellular component: nucleus. Gene Ontology annotation, biological process: positive regulation of transcription by RNA polymerase II; cellular response to hormone stimulus. The record is from RefSeq and is a predicted model, not a curated record. The coding region runs from base 3244 to 7638 and encodes 1464 amino acids. Gene Ontology annotation, molecular function: protein dimerization activity; nuclear receptor binding.
GUGGGAUUCUGAGAAACAGUGGGCUCUAAAAGAUUAUCCUUCUGUAGUUUAGUUAAAUAGAAAUGGAAAGGUAUUUAAGUGAGGUUUUAUGUAUACUUUUAAUAUUGCUUGAGCAUUUCUUGGUUUUAAAAGUUUGUAAAGGGUUAGACUGCAUAUUACACAAUUUCAUAUGUCUAUCGUAAAGAGAGCUCAGAAGGAACCUCGGAAGUCUCUAAGUCUUUCUGUUCUCAUAACAAGAGCUAGAUGAUUUAUCAGGCAGGUCCUCUUCAGGUAGACAUUCAUAAGAGAAGUGGUUUCAGUAGUUCUUUCUAUGUCGUUUCUAACUUGGGGAAUUUCAGGGAAGGCCUAACUUUAAGAACAUUUAUUGGAGCUAGCAGUCAGGAUCAGAUGUUCGAUCACUUUAUUAUGUUUGGAGUUCAGCAGCAGUAGUAUCCUUAUUCUUUAACUGAAUUUGUUCUGUAUAUAAUGCAUCUGGCAGUUUUACAAGCCUCGUUUGGAAGAUAGCCUGUCUUGAUAAAAGAUAAAAUGCAUAUUAUCGUUUACAUAAAUUAUGGAUGAUUAACAAGCUUUAAUGGUAUGAGGUUGUAUUGAGAGCAACAGCUUUGUUACCUUAUAAAUUAUAUUGGUGAAUUCCAUGAAAGUACAUUUUUGAAUUGUGUUGAGGUUUAACAUUUUAUUUUGCUUUCUGUCAUUAUGCUAAGGAUUCAACUGGCUUUGUUCACCCCUCCCAGAAUAUUGUUACUUUUUAGAGAUAAAACUUACUAAUCGUAAGGCUGUAACUCUUCCCUACCGUCUAGCUCAUCCAAGUUGAUAUCAAGGGAUGUAAGGGAGGAUGUAUGGUCACUGUGAAAACAGGGCUAUUGUGUUGUUACAGAUAACAAGAAUGGAUGAUUUGAAACUUUUUUUUUCAGACUUGUCCUUUCACAACCCCCAACAUCUGGUAGAAACUGGUUUGCUCUCAAUGACUGUAAUUACCAUCAAAUACAGCCUGAGAGUUUACUUGUGUCAUUUUCAGUUUUUGUGAUUUACGUUAAACAGUUUCAGCAUUGAGAGUGAGAUGCUUAAGAAUUUUAAUUUCAUGUGAGUGUGCAGAAAUUAUAAGAAACUAUUAAUUUAGAGCUGGUCACCAAAUGAAAUUUUAGAACCUUCAGUGCUGCUCUUUAGUAUUUUCCAUCUCCUACCUUUACACUGGAAAUGAAUUUUUUAACUUCGAUCUACAAAAGUGCAUAAAAAUUCCUCUGUCCAUAGAGUUUAUUUUAGAUAUUUCUCUAUGAGUGACUAUACACUAGAAUGUACAUUUGUAUAGAAAAAGUAAUUUAUAUAACUUAGAAGAAAGUCGUUUUUAUAACUUAUCUAUCUCUCUCUGGUUUUUAUUUGUGUCACUUCUGCAUUGCCCAGUAUUUUGAGUGGGGGGAAAAAUGAACUUACCUGGCCCCACCUCCUGUUCCAGUGUGAAAUACUGACACUUGCUGCCAGCCCAGCCUCCUCACAUAGGGCAUUAGAAAUAUCAGACAGUCCACAAGGUUAGAGCACCUCAUUCAUGAGGUUCUGUUAUUUAUUCGCCUCUCCCACUAAAAUGCAGGGCAUAAAUUUAUGUGUCUGCUCUAAGACUGCAGCUGCCUGCCCCCCCCCCUCCCCCGCCCUCCUCCUGCCCUUCCUGUGUCAGUGUUACAUUCGCUCCCCCCUCUUUUGGUCUCAGGUCUGUCUCCUUUUUGUUUUUAUGGGUGAUUUGCAGUGAUUCAGACAGGGCAUCCUUGCAUGUUGGCACUUCCUGGAGGUUACCAGGAGGCAGCCAUCCUUCCUUGGCUUGGCCAGGCAUCCCCGACUCCACCCCACUUUCCCCUUGGUGGUGGAAAGGUGGGUUGGAGGUGUGUACUGGGGCACAUAGCCCAGGAAUGUUGCUCUGAGAAGAGGACAUGUGCAGUAGACACAAAAAUAUAAGGAAGCAAUUAUGUUCAUCAAGCCGAAAGUUGCAGAUUUUGAGGAAAUGUGUUUAAGAUACCGCUACAUAAUAAAAGGGAAAACCACUUGGCAUUUAAAUAACUUACUUCAAGAGGAAAUUAUGAUAUUUUCAGUCUACAAAUAGAGUGGUUUUUAAGCCAACCUUGAGUAGGUACAAGCAAAUUAUAAACAGUCUGCUCAAAUGAUUUUACUAUACUUAGACUAGUAAAUGGCUCCUCUUCUCCCUCCCUCUGGUCCCUAUGUCCCAGUGCUGUCCCUCAUAUGUUACAAUUGUUCGUGUAUGUAUUUUAGAAUAUUCACAGGUAAAUGAUGCAAAUAAUAAUGUUAAAUCAUCCUCAAACUGGGUGUAUAUGACUUUAGGUAAAACAGUUCCUUACUCUAAUUGUCUGUUGAAAGCUUUCUGAUCUUUCUGAUAAUACUAUACAUUUUAGUAUAUGUGGCAAUACUUUUGAGGGGGGGAAUAGCCAUUUUAACAACAAAACUUGUCACCUAUACCUACUAUAUAGGGCAUUUUGCUAUGCUGUAUAUUGAAGGCUAUAUUGUAAUGAUAGAAACUUUCUUAAGUUUGUAUGACUUCUAGAAAGCUGCUUUCAGAGUGAAAAUCUCCUAGGUCAUUUGUUGAAAGGUUACUUAGACUGGGUGUGUAAUGUGUUUUCUUACAUCUCAUGAUUGAAACCAUGGGAAUUGUGGUUCAGAGAGAAGUACUGAAAGUGAAUGUCUAUAAGGUAUCAUCUGAGAAGGGUUCUGGAAUUUGGGGUUUUGUUGUUGUUACGGAGAUGGGAUCUUGCUAUGUUGUUCAGGCUGGUCUCCAACUCCUGGUCUCAAGUGAGCCUCACAUAGCUAAAAGUGGUGAAGCUUGGACAUGAAUACUGGCCCUUAACUUCUCUGCUAUCCUGCCUCUCAUAGUCUGCCUCUCUCAUAGUAAAUAAAUACAGAUUAUACUUAUUAUCAGGCCAAAAUUGUGACCACAGUGUGGGACAUUGGGACUUGGUUGCAUUGCUCUAACCAGCAAGAAGCUUGGGUAUCAGCUUUGAAAAUUAUUCCCUUCUGUGUCACCUCUUGAAUCAAAUGUGUACCAUUGGUGCAGCCUCCCUAAACGGAUACAGUAUUUCUUCAUUCUGCUUACAUAUGACUCUUUAAAAAAAAAAAAAAACUAACUCCACUGCGCUAUUGUAUCAGAAGUGGCGAGAAGAAAUUAUUGUAGUACAGCUGAGACUCGGCAGCCCAGAUUACAGGGGAGAAGUGGCCUGGCGGUUUGACUGUUGCUGAUAUGUGUUCAAGAUGAGUGGGAUGGGAGAAAAUACCUCUGACCCCUCCAGGGCAGAGACAAGAAAGCGCAAGGAAUGUCCUGACCAACUUGGACCCAGCCCCAAAAGGAACACUGAAAAACGUAAUCGUGAACAGGAAAAUAAAUAUAUAGAAGAACUUGCAGAGUUGAUUUUUGCAAAUUUUAAUGAUAUAGACAACUUUAACUUCAAACCUGACAAAUGUGCAAUCUUAAAAGAAACUGUGAAGCAAAUUCGUCAGAUCAAAGAACAAGAGAAAGCAGCAGCUGCCAACAUAGAUGAAGUGCAGAAGUCAGAUGUAUCCUCUACAGGGCAGGGUGUCAUCGACAAGGAUGCGCUGGGGCCUAUGAUGCUUGAGGCCCUUGAUGGGUUCUUCUUUGUAGUGAACCUGGAAGGCAACGUUGUGUUUGUGUCAGAGAAUGUGACACAGUAUCUAAGGUAUAACCAAGAAGAGCUGAUGAACAAAAGUGUAUAUAGCAUCUUGCAUGUUGGGGACCACACGGAAUUUGUCAAAAACCUGCUGCCAAAGUCUAUAGUAAAUGGGGGAUCUUGGUCCGGCGAACCUCCGAGGCGGAACAGCCAUACCUUCAAUUGUCGGAUGCUGGUAAAACCUUUACCUGAUUCAGAAGAGGAGGGUCAUGAUAACCAGGAAGCUCAUCAGAAAUAUGAAACUAUGCAGUGCUUCGCUGUCUCUCAACCAAAGUCCAUCAAAGAAGAAGGAGAAGAUUUGCAGUCCUGCUUGAUUUGCGUGGCAAGAAGAGUUCCCAUGAAGGAAAGACCAGUUCUUCCCUCAUCAGAAAGUUUUACUACUCGCCAGGAUCUCCAAGGCAAGAUCACGUCUCUGGAUACCAGCACCAUGAGAGCAGCCAUGAAACCAGGCUGGGAGGACCUGGUAAGAAGGUGUAUUCAGAAGUUCCAUGCGCAGCAUGAAGGAGAAUCUGUGUCCUAUGCUAAGAGGCAUCAUCAUGAAGUACUGAGACAAGGAUUGGCAUUCAGUCAAAUCUAUCGUUUUUCCUUGUCUGAUGGCACUCUUGUUGCUGCACAAACGAAGAGCAAACUCAUCCGUUCUCAGACUACUAAUGAACCUCAACUUGUAAUAUCUUUACAUAUGCUUCACAGAGAGCAGAAUGUGUGUGUGAUGAAUCCGGAUCUGACUGGACAAACGAUGGGGAAGCCACUGAAUCCAAUUAGCUCUAACAGCCCUGCCCAUCAGGCCCUGUGCAGUGGGAACCCAGGUCAGGACAUGACCCUCAGUAGCAAUAUAAAUUUUCCCGUAAAUGGCCCAAAGGAACAAAUGGGCAUGCCCAUGGGCAGGUUUGGUGGUUCUGGGGGAAUGAACCAUGUGUCAGGCAUGCAAGCAACCACUCCUCAGGGUAGUAACUAUGCACUCAAAAUGAAUAGCCCCUCACAAAGCAGCCCUGGCAUGAAUCCAGGACAGCCCACCUCCAUGCUUUCACCAAGGCAUCGCAUGAGCCCUGGAGUGGCUGGCAGCCCUCGAAUCCCACCCAGUCAGUUUUCCCCUGCAGGAAGCUUGCAUUCCCCUGUGGGAGUUUGCAGCAGCACAGGAAAUAGCCAUAGUUAUACCAACAGCUCCCUCAAUGCACUUCAGGCCCUCAGCGAGGGGCACGGGGUCUCAUUAGGGUCAUCGUUGGCUUCACCAGACCUAAAAAUGGGCAAUUUGCAAAACUCCCCAGUUAAUAUGAAUCCUCCCCCACUCAGCAAGAUGGGAAGCUUGGACUCAAAAGACUGUUUUGGACUAUAUGGGGAGCCCUCUGAAGGUACAACUGGACAAGCAGAGAGCAGCUGCCAUCCUGGAGAGCAAAAGGAAACAAAUGACCCCAACCUGCCCCCGGCCGUGAGCAGUGAGAGAGCUGACGGGCAGAGCAGACUGCAUGACAGCAAAGGGCAGACCAAACUCCUGCAGCUGCUGACCACCAAAUCUGAUCAGAUGGAGCCCUCGCCCUUAGCCAGCUCUUUGUCGGAUACAAACAAAGAUUCCACAGGUAGCUUGCCUGGUUCUGGGUCUACACAUGGAACCUCGCUCAAGGAGAAGCAUAAAAUUUUGCACAGACUCUUGCAGGACAGCAGUUCCCCUGUGGACUUGGCCAAGUUAACAGCAGAAGCCACAGGCAAAGACCUGAGCCAGGAGUCCAGCAGCACAGCUCCUGGAUCAGAAGUGACUAUUAAACAAGAGCCGGUGAGCCCCAAGAAGAAAGAGAAUGCACUACUUCGCUAUUUGCUAGAUAAAGAUGAUACUAAAGAUAUUGGUUUACCAGAAAUAACCCCCAAACUUGAGCGACUGGACAGUAAGACAGAUCCUGCCAGUAACACAAAAUUAAUAGCAAUGAAAACUGAGAAGGAGGAGAUGAGCUUUGAGCCUGGUGACCAGCCUGGCAGUGAGCUGGACAACUUGGAGGAGAUUUUGGAUGAUUUGCAGAAUAGUCAAUUACCACAGCUUUUCCCAGACACGAGGCCAGGCGCCCCUGCUGGAUCAGUUGACAAGCAAGCCAUCAUCAAUGACCUCAUGCAACUCACAGCUGAAAACAGCCCUGUCACACCUGUUGGAGCCCAGAAAACAGCACUGCGAAUUUCACAGAGCACUUUUAAUAACCCACGACCAGGGCAACUGGGCAGGUUAUUGCCAAACCAGAAUUUACCACUUGACAUCACACUGCAAAGCCCAACUGGUGCUGGACCUUUCCCACCAAUCAGAAACAGUAGUCCCUACUCAGUGAUACCUCAGCCAGGAAUGAUGGGUAAUCAAGGGAUGAUAGGAAACCAAGGAAAUUUAGGGAACAGUAGCACAGGAAUGAUUGGUAACAGUGCUUCUCGGCCUACUAUGCCAUCUGGAGAAUGGGCACCACAGAGUUCGGCUGUGAGAGUCACCUGUGCUGCUACUACCAGUGCCAUGAACCGGCCAGUCCAAGGAGGUAUGAUUCGGAACCCAGCAGCCAGCAUCCCCAUGAGGCCCAGCAGCCAGCCUGGCCAAAGACAGACGCUUCAGUCUCAGGUCAUGAAUAUAGGGCCAUCUGAAUUAGAGAUGAACAUGGGGGGACCUCAGUAUAGCCAACAACAAGCUCCUCCAAAUCAGACUGCCCCAUGGCCUGAAAGCAUCCUGCCUAUAGACCAGGCGUCUUUUGCCAGCCAAAACAGGCAGCCAUUUGGCAGUUCUCCAGAUGACUUGCUAUGUCCACAUCCUGCAGCUGAGUCUCCGAGUGAUGAGGGAGCUCUCCUGGACCAGCUGUAUCUGGCCUUGCGGAAUUUCGAUGGCCUGGAGGAGAUUGAUAGAGCCUUAGGAAUACCCGAACUGGUCAGCCAGAGCCAAGCAGUAGAUCCAGAACAGUUCUCAAGUCAGGAUUCCAACAUCAUGCUGGAGCAGAAGGCGCCCGUUUUCCCACAGCAGUAUGCAUCUCAGGCACAAAUGGCCCAGGGUAGCUAUUCUCCCAUGCAAGAUCCAAACUUUCACACCAUGGGACAGCGGCCUAGUUAUGCCACACUCCGUAUGCAGCCCAGACCGGGCCUCAGGCCCACGGGCCUAGUGCAGAACCAGCCAAAUCAACUAAGACUUCAACUUCAGCAUCGCCUCCAAGCACAGCAGAAUCGCCAGCCACUUAUGAAUCAAAUCAGCAAUGUUUCCAAUGUGAACUUGACUCUGAGGCCUGGAGUACCAACACAGGCACCUAUUAAUGCACAGAUGCUGGCCCAGAGACAGAGGGAAAUCCUGAACCAGCAUCUUCGACAGAGACAAAUGCAUCAGCAACAGCAAGUUCAGCAACGAACUUUGAUGAUGAGAGGACAAGGGUUGAAUAUGACACCAAGCAUGGUGGCUCCUAGUGGUAUGCCAGCAACUAUGAGCAACCCUCGGAUUCCCCAGGCAAAUGCACAGCAGUUUCCAUUUCCUCCAAACUACGGAAUAAGUCAGCAACCUGAUCCAGGCUUUACUGGGGCUACGACUCCCCAGAGCCCACUUAUGUCACCCCGAAUGGCACAUACACAGAGUCCCAUGAUGCAACAGUCUCAGGCCAACCCAGCCUAUCAGGCCCCCUCCGACAUAAAUGGAUGGGCACAGGGGAACAUGGGCGGAAACAGCAUGUUUUCCCAGCAGUCCCCACCACACUUUGGGCAGCAAGCAAACACCAGCAUGUACAGUAACAACAUGAACAUCAAUGUGUCCAUGGCGACCAACACAGGUGGCAUGAGCAGCAUGAACCAGAUGACAGGACAGAUCAGCAUGACCUCAGUGACCUCCGUGCCUACGUCAGGGCUGUCCUCCAUGGGUCCCGAGCAGGUUAAUGAUCCUGCUCUGAGGGGAGGCAACCUGUUCCCAAACCAGCUGCCUGGAAUGGAUAUGAUUAAGCAGGAGGGAGACACAACACGGAAAUAUUGCUGACACUGCUGAAGCCAGUUGCUUCUUCAGCUGACCGGGCUCACUUGCUCAAAACACUUCCAGUCUGGAGAGCUGUGUCUAUUUGUUUCAACCCAACUGACCUGCCAGCCAGUUCUGCUAGAGCAGACAGGCCUGGCCCUGGUUCCCAGGGUGGCGUCCACUCGGCUGUGGCAGGAGGAGCUGCCUCUUCUCUUGACAGUCUGAAGCUCGCAUCCAGACAGUCGCUCAGUCUGUUCACUGCAUUCACCUUAGUGCAACUUAGAUCUCUCCUGCAAAAGUAAAUGUUGACAGGCAAAUUUCAUACCCAUGUCAGAUUGAAUGUAUUUAAAUGUAUGUAUUUAAGGAGAACCAUGCUCUUGUUCUGUUCCUGUUCGGUUCCAGACACUGGUUUCUUGCUUUGUUUUCCCUGGCUAACAGUCUAGUGCAAAAGAUUAAGAUUUUAUCUGGGGGAAAGAAAAGAAUUUUUUAAAAAAUUAAACUAAAGAUGUUUUAAGCUAAAGCCUGAAUUUGGGAUGGAAGCAGGACAGACACCGUGGACAGCGCUGUAUUUACAGACACACCCAGUGCGUGAAGACCAACAAAGUCACAGUCGUAUCUCUAGAAAGCUCUAAAGACCAUGUUGGAAAGAGUCUCCAGUUACUGAACAGAUGAAAAGGAGCCUGUGAGAGGGCUGUUAACAUUAGCAAAUAUUUUUUCCUUGUUUUUUCUUUGUUAAAACCAAACUGGUUCACCUGAAUCAUGAAUUGAGAAGAAAUAAUUUUCAUUUCUAAAUUAAGUCCCUUUUAGUUUGAUCAGACAGCUUGAAUCAGCAUCUCUUCUUCCCUGUCAGCCUGACUCUUCCCUUCCCCUCUCUCAUUCCCCAUACUCCCUACUUUCAUUCCUUUUUUAAAAAAUAAUAUAAGCUACAGAAACCAGGUAAGCCCUUUAUUUCCUUAAAUGUUUUGCCAGCCACUUACCAAUUGCUAAGUAUUGAAUUUCAGAAAAAAAAAAUGCAUUUACUGGCAAGGAGAAGAGCAAAGUUAAGGCUUGAUACCAAUCGAGCUAAGGAUACCUGCUUUGGAAGCAUGUUUAUUCUGUUCCCCAGCAACUCUGGCCUCCAAAAUGGGAGAAAACGCCAGUGUGUUUAAAUUGAUAGCAGAUAUCACGACAGAUUUAACCUCUGCCAUGUGUUUUUUAUUUUGUUUUUUAGCAGUGCUGACUAAGCCGAAGUUUUGUAAGGUACAUAAAAUCCAAUUUAUAUGUAAACAAGCAAUAAUUUAAGUUGAGAACUUAUGUGUUUUAAUUGUAUAAUUUUUGUGAGGUAUACAUAUUGUGGAAUUGACUCAAAAAUGAGGUACUUCAGUAUUAAAUUAGAUAUCUUCAUAGCAAUGUCUCCUAAAGGUGUUUUGUAAAGGAUAUCAAUGCCUUGAUUAGACCUAAUUUGUAGACUUAAGACUUUUUAUUUUCUAAACCUUGUGAUUCUGCUUAUAAGUCAUUUAUCUAAUCUAUAUGAUAUGCAGCCGCUGUAGGAACCAAUUCUUGAUUUUUAUAUGUUUAUAUUCUUUCUUAAUGAACCUUAGAAAGACUACAUGUUACUAAGCAGGCCACUUUUAUGGUUGUUUUUCUUGCCCACUCUGGUAGGGGAAUAAUCUUUUAUUAAUGGGUGUCAGUUUCAGACAACUGCAAUACCAAGAAACUGAUGACCUUUUUUGAGCUAUUUCUCCUUAACCCCUAAUACCUUUCUUACCUAAAUUUCAGAAUGAUAUCUUUUUGAUGUCUAAAAAGCAAAGCAUUUUAUAAUAUCUCAUUAGCCAGGCUUUUUAGGAACAGAGAAGUUUUUCCUUGAAAUUUGAUUGUUUGUUUAUUUGUGGCAAGGUGAAAAAUGUACAAACUACCCCUAUUUAUACUUAUAUCUCUCUCUAUAUGUACACAUUAUGGAAAUACAGAAAGAGAUAUAGCCCAAAGAUAGAUGGUAAGUAGACAGUCUGAAAAUGUUGCUCCAUACUAAAGAAACUUUCUGGAAAUUUGCAUUUCGCUACUUUUUUCCACUUGAGAGGGGUCUCAAUACAGGGAGGUGGCCAAGGAACAGCACUUCUCAGUGGCCACCAGUUCAUAUAUCCCCUCAAAAGGCUCUACUUUUCUCCACCAAACCAUUGGGUUGCCCAACUGUGAUGGAAAAAACAAGCAGAUGUUGGCCCAGAACUCCAGGACCUCCCUGUGGGCUGAGGCUCAUGUGGCAUACAAUUCAGUGUGACCAGUUUUAAUGUUCAGAAAUAUGUGAAUUAGAAUGACUUUUAACUUCACACAGCACAAAAGAGAAAUGGAGUUUAAACUGGAUUUGUUUUGUUUUGAGUUUCAAGUCCCUUUUCACUACAACACCGUCCAAAACUAUCUACCUGUCUCUUCUUUUUUUAUCCAUCUGCCCGCUGUAUUUUAAUGUCAAUCCUAAUUCAGACAAAUCCGCAACUUCAUGAUACUGGUAAUUUAUAAUAAUUCAUGAUCAUUGCUGUUUUGAAGGAAAAGAGAUGAUAAAUUCUCUUACGGUUUCAAUCAGGUAAUGGAUUUUGUUUUACAUCUAGUUAGGAGAAGAAAAGUAAGUGAAGGAAUCCUCUGAUCAUAUUGAUCACUAUAGAAGCAAAAGCCAAAUCAGUUCCCUUCAUUAUCAGUAUUUCUCAUGCUGUACACAAUAAAUUUGUUAGACUGAGUACUUGGUUUUUGUUUAAUAGAACAAAUAAUCAGUGUUUCACUUAUAUUACUAAAUGUGAAAAACAUAAUGUGAAAAGUAUACAUACAUUAACUUGGUUGUAAAACUCAUUUUAAGUGUUCAUGUAAUGUGGUAAGUUUAAAAAGUGAAGUGAGCUGUUUUACUACAAUGAAUUCGUUUGACUCAAAGAUUAAAAUGCCCCUCCCCCUAUGUGUAUCUCUUAUGGCCUGUAAUAAUUGAAAGCAAUGUUUUUGCAGUUUAUAUAAUGCAAUUUUUAAUCUGUGUUCAAAAAUGGAGUUCAUAUGGGCUUAACACAUGAAAUGGGUGGCACAGAUCCACUUGCAGAACCCAAAGAUACACAAUCAAUUUUGAAAUGCAACUUAAGCCAUUAAUUGUUGGUGUGAAUUUAAAAUUUUCUAGUGUUUGUAUGGUAGUAUGCUGCCUAAGAGCAAAGCAUUCUCUGCACAAAAGAAAAUUACUGUAGUGGCUUCGAUUUUAAUUAGAAUUUUCUCCCUGGUGUUUCUUUAUAGACUAAAACAAAAUCUUUUAAGUUUCUUACUACAGGUAAAAGCUAUGUGCAAGAACCUCAAAAUGCUAAAAUCUAGCAUAAUGCCUUAGAUCUGUUUUUAAGUCUUGUAUAUUCCUACAUAGCUGUCCGAUGUAUUAUAUUUGUAUAGUGAAUUGUGUACAAUUUUUGAAUAAGUGCAUCAUCACUUAACCUUUAUGUUGUUUGAAUAGUGAUGAUGAUACAUUUCUUCAAACAUUUAACUGUCAUUUUUUUUCCUUUGUCAUUUGUGAGUUUUAUUUGUACAGUUCCUCAUGAAGUUGCAUCUGAGAUGUGUGUAUAUGAAAAGAUUAUACAAGGGUAAAAUUAAGCAAUAUAUUAACUAUGGUUCUUCAGGAGAAAGCUUACAGUGUUUCAGGUUGUGAUUUAUUUUCAAAAUGGAGUUGACUCUGAACAUCACUUUGUUCACCUGCAUUGAUGUUUGUAUUUCUGGUGUGAGCAGUUUAUGCAAAGGUAGAUAUAUUCAGAGAAAUUUUAAAUACAUUUAUGCAAGUUAAUAUUGCUUUGCUGAUGCUAUUUGCUUAUUUGAUGUUAAAUAAUGCUAUUGUAAAUAAAGAAUUCUGUUGUUGCAUCAUUUAAUAAAUUUUAAUGCCUUCGGGUUUUA